AUACAUUUGAAUGAAGAUAUUGUUUUAUUUUGCUGCUGUAAUUUUCUUUUAUAUUAUCAACAAAAGCUUUUUUUUUUUAUAUAUAUAUAUAUUUCUGAUCUGCCAUGGCUCCACAACAUGGAAUCAAGAAUCAUUAAAGGCUGGCAGUGAAGGAGAGUUAUGCCCUCAGGCUGACAGUAUUGGCUCCUCAGGCAGUACCAGUACUCUUGCUUCCUCUGUCAUUGAAGUUGAAUCUAGUCGUGAUGAUCUGGCUUUAUGUCAUGAUGAGGAGGAUAUUUCCCCACUCCCUCCACCACCAACAAUAUCCAUUACUGAGGAAAUCAUGCAGUUUAUUAACCAGAGCCGUGUCCGAGAAGGCAUGGCGGAGUUAACGUCUGAAGUGUGCCAGUCAACUCCAGAGUCCGUGGAUGUCCAGUCACUGGAGGAACAGCAGCUAGAUGAAUCCUGGUCACUAGGAUCUGGAGUAGAUGAAAAUGAGAAGCAGACAAAAUAUACCAAACAAUCAAAGGCACAAAAAAGUAUGGUAGAUUUUGUGUUAGAGAAAGACAAUGACAGCCAUCCAUCCUGUGAGGCAAGUGAUUCUCCACCAGAGGACCUUGAGAGACCACCAUCACCUCUGCACACCUCUAAUGAGGUGAAUCAAUUUGGAGAAUUGUCAUACACAGCGCUCAGUCAAAUUGAUUCAUCUGAAACAAAAUUGGUCAAUGCCAUAAGUGAAAAAGAGGGCAAAGAUACAGAGGAUACUUUUACUGAAAGGGAAGAGUCUCAUCUAGAAGAUAAUUUGGACAAAUCCUCUGAUGGCACGUCAUGUGUGGCUGAGUCCGCUUCUGCUCAAAUCUUAACUACAGCGGAAGCAACUGACAGCUCUCUUGUCCCCAAAGUAGAAGUGGAGCAGAAGCUGACCAAAAGUGACUGGCAGAUUAUUGAGAAGAUACGCAGCUAUUAUGAGGCAGCAGAAGCAGGUGUCGAGGAAGGUCAGACAGCACGAAGAAACAGCUUCUCUAAUAUUCCUGCAGGGUUGGUAAAGGAUUCUGUGUCUCGAUAUAAUGUUUGUGUUCACCAAAAGAGCCUGGUUGACUCUGAGAGUCACUCUGACUGUGUUGAAUAUGAUUCAUCAUCUUUAUCACUCCCAAUGUCGGACCAGGCCAAACAGAUUCUCACCCAUGUAGAAUCUGCAGAUACAGCCUCUCCCCUUUCACAUUCAGAUUUGAGCCAAGAACAUGAAGAAAUAUUAGAAAGUAAGUCAGUAGUUGUAAAGGAUGAACAGAUUUGUGAGUUUAAUCCUUGUAUAAAGCUCUGGAAAGAGAAAGAGGGGAUGGUUCAAGAGACUCAAAUUAAUCUAAAAGCCCCUCUCUUGAUGGAGAACAGCUCUGGUGAGCCUACAGAUGCUUCUGAAAAAAAAGAGACAUCCAUAAAUUGCAUGAUGACUCAAGUACAAGAUAAACAAUCUGAUCUUUCACAGUGCGGUAAAAACAUAUCAAAUCCAUUGAAUCGGCAGACAAAAGAGAAAGCUGACAUGUCUCUUCAACAUCUAAGUAGAACCAAAGCUAGGAUGUCUACAAAUGGAGGCCUGGAUAGCCUUCCCAGUCAGAUUAAGGUUGGCCGAUGGUCUCGACAUAACAAGGUGGUUACAUGUAGCCACACUCUUUAUGAAGGAAUGGCAGAGGUACCAGAUUUAGGAUUUUAUGAGGGUGGACCUGUCAGCCAAUGUUUGGUAGAGAACUCAGAAAAGAUUCUAAAUAAAGUGCAAAUGCUUGCACGCAUGUACACCGCCAAGGCAAGCAGCAUGAAAGUACCUCUACAUCAGAAGAGAACAAGAGGGAGUAAGGGAGCAUGGGCAGUGGAGGCAAAAGUAAGCAUUCCACCCAAGUACCAGCUACAGCUGCACCAGGGGGAUAUGAGAACACUUAGUCAGCCGACAGAUCUUAUAGAAUCAUCAAUUUCCAAACCUUCUGAGCCUUUUGGUCACACCAUUGUAAGGGAGCAGUUUUCCACAACCUAUCACCAAGAAAAUGACUGCAAUCUCAUAGGGCCCCCAGAAAAUAUAUCACCAAUUGGAUCUAAUUGGUCUUUUUCUUCUGCCGAAUCCUCUGCUGCAUCAGUUCAAAUAUUAUCCGAAAGAAAAACUGUUAUGGAAUCACAGGUCUUUGUGAUAUCAAACAAUAAAGAGAGCUCCUUAGAAAAAUGUCAGUCUUUUCCGCAUGAAGCAGUUUCUCAAGAAAAUCAAUCCUUGUUACUUACAACAUGUUCUGGAAUUCAGGCCCAAACAGAGACAGAAAUGUCUUCCAAUCACUGCAGAUUCCCUUUGGACCAGCAUUCUGAUAAUGUAAUACAAGAGAACCAUUGUAUUGCAAUGGACAAAUCCAUUUCAAUAAAUGGGAUUGAAGAAGAAAGUCAAAGAGAGAUAUUGCAAGAAGAGAACCCUACUUUUGUGAGCCCUACUGGUUCAGCUAUUGAAAUUCUUACUGACCCAGUAGUCAUUUCACAUUCAGAAGAAGAGGCUCACAAUGUGGAGAAAGAUAACUUAAUUGUAAAGCCCUGCGAGAGUAUGACAUUGAUGCAUAAAUCAUCCAAAAAUGAUAAACCAGAUAAAACAGAACAUGCAGGAUAUUUUACAUCCCAGCAGGCAUGGAUUGAUGAUGAAACCACUGGUAGUGAGGAAUUAACAUCUACAGUUUCUUCUGCUAUUGAUGUUGAAGCAUGGUCUCCACUACAGUCAGCACCCACAUCAGAUAACUGUGUUCCAACCCCAAUGAGAAGUGGAAUAACCACAAUGUCCAUCUCUGAGAGAUCAGAGCAGUCAUGUCCUCUGUUGAUGGAUCUAUUGCAAGAGGAUACAACUAACCCCACACAACUGGCACCUUUGCUUGAUUCGUGUGGCAAUUGUAGUCAUCUGGUUGUCAAAACCACAGAAGAUAUCAGCAAUGAUUUAAAACUUUCAAGCCCAUCCUCUACAUCCCCUCUUGGUGCACCUCCUUUGAAUGAGCUUCCCAAGUUUACUAGCCAAAGACCUUCCAAUAUUCUAACCACCACAGGAAAGAGGAGUCCAUUUAAUUGGAAUUCAUCAUCUCUGGCCUCGUCCCCCCAAAGACUGCCACAUACUUCACUGCAGAUUGAGGUACAGAUUCUAGAUACUUCCGUUUCUGAUCUUUCUCCUCACAGACAACAUUUCUCCCAGUCUCUUAAUGAUAAGCCUCCCACUUGUUGUGAACAUUCACUAGACGCAAAACCACCCUCUGCCUUUAGCCCCAAUCUGCGAAUUCGUUCACCCUCUCCAAAUAGAGGUGCCCCGAUCCCCAGACCGAUUUCAACUGCCUCAGCUCUUACAAAGUCUCUUGCUGCCUCUUGUAUCAGUCAGACAAUUUCACAAAGCAUGGCCAAAAGGAGUGCACACCUCCACUCUGCUUCACAACCUGUUGGCUCCCCUCCUCCCCCCAGAUCCUCUAUAACAAUAAGGUCACCAUCUCCUAAAUCCAUUGACCUUGACACAAGUGUGGAGCCAAGUUUUGGGAGUACAUCCAAUACAGGAUUAGGGAGCCAGCCCACAAGGUUCUCUCCUUCCCCCUUCAGAUCAAGCAACCUCCGAUCCAGUCCCGCAACAAUCCAGUCCCCUCCUCCUUAUCGUAGUCAACGAUCGGUGUCCCCUGCACCUCCUGUUAGCCUUCAUUCAACUUCUAAAACACCAAGUUCAAUUGCCCUGGAGCAGCAUCCUUACACCAUUUUAAAUGGUAAUAACAACAAUAACAACUUUUUGAGCAAUAAUGGGUGGGCUACUAACUACCAAAAAACACCACACUCAAAUGUGGGUGGAUACCCUAAUUUAUAUGAAACCCAACGAACAACCUCGCAUAACAGGGUGGCUUGGCAUUUUCCGUCCUCUGAGCCCAGCUCUCGUGUGCAGUCGCCCUCCCCCUCUAUAUGUCCAUCUCCAGUCACUCAAAUCUGCUCCCCUUCACCUGCCCAGAACCAUACCAGUAACUUGGUAAUGAAGCCACCUAAUCCUCGGACCCCCAGACAAGGUAGAGCAGGCUCUAUUACCCCACUAUCUUUGGAACUCUCAAGAUCAACAUCAGCCUGUUCAUUAUCACCCUGUGGAAGCCCUAGAAUCACCUCUCCUCCCCCAAUUGGCAUUCCUUCAAGUGUAUGGGGCUUUGCUAAUCCACAGCCAAGGAAUCCCUCAUUAACAAAUGUGUCUUCUCCAACAAAAGCAGAGGCAAGCUUUACACAAAGGGGAACCAGAAUCAUCUCUCCGAUUCCAACAGGAAUGUUCUCAUGUUCAACAACCAUUUCUCAGAGUCAAAGGAGGCAAAGGGGAAGCAGCUUGCCCUUUGUUACUCUAGGAGAUAGACCACCCAGCCCAGCUGUAUAUGAGCAAAGGUCUUGGGCAGAAAAUGGACGAUGGUCAUUGGGUUCAGAAUCAGGGUUAACAAGUCCUCGUGGGGGUUCAUGUGGUAGUCCAUCUUCCAUCAGUCCUGGCCCUCUAUCUCCUGUCAAACUAGCACCUGGAAGGACCAGUCAUAGAGGAAAACAUUUCACAAGCAUUGCCUGGCCAGAUGUACAUGAUCUGUUGACUAAAUACAACACAGAGCCCAAUACUCAAACUGAUACUUUUUCCUGUGCAAAGGCAGAGCAAGAUGACAUGCAGUUAGCAGAAACUACAUGCCGGAGCACCCUGAUUUGCCCAUAUGUUGCUCAAUCUGACUGUGGUUAUGAGACAGAGACUCCCAUUCAGGUCCCAAAGGAGGACAAUAGAGCAGACAAUGUGCCUAAUCAAGGGUCCAAAGCAACAUUAAAAACCAGCUAUGCCACCACCGUCAACUUGCAGAUUGCCGGCAGUGGGAGGAUAACAUCCUUUAGUAAUGCACAAGUCAGCCUUUCUCAAACUCUGGCACCUGUGACAGAUAACCAGAACAGGAGAAGUAUCAACAGUUGCAACUUCUCACUGCAAAACUGCAGAAGACUUUGAGUGGUGUGCUACUGAGGUAUAGUAUGGUGCCUCAUGCUUCAAUGACACUUUAUCUGGCACUUUAGCUUAUAGCAGAGAGGUCAGUUAAGAGAUCAGUAUUCUCUUCACUCAGAAAGAUUCAUGGAUGAUAAAAUACCGGUGUCAGACAAUUGAUGCUAUGGUCAGUGAUAAUUUUUUUAACCAUUUAGUUACAAAAGGUGAUUAUCAAGAUUAUCAAUGUUCCAUUUUAUUUUCUAGCCAGGAUACCAGUAAAAGAUCAAUGAAUCUACUUUGCUUUCUUUGCUAUAUUUGGUAGUGUUAUUUUAUUGCUCUUUUUAAAGACUCUGUAAUAUUAAUACAAAUCAAUCUGUAAUUGAACCAAAGCCUCUGUUAUUACAGGCUUUCAGUUGGCUGUGAUAUAUACAGAACUCUUAUUUAUGAAAUACUGUAGUUGUUUUCUGGCACUUAAUUCUUGAUACAUUGUUUUGCACAUUUUUCUCUUAUGUGGUCCAGACGUGUCUGGAAAAUAAUGUGUUUCAGACAAAAUAUUUCCAUGCAUGUUAAAUAAAAACAAAUUAAUUUCCUUUAUAUUUUUUUCUUUGGCAAAUUUAAUUGUAAUAUCUACACAAAAAUAUGAGACAUGAAGCGUUGCUUUGAUUGAUGUUAACCAGAACAUCAACCCAUCUUAUAUUUUUGUCUAAAUUUUUGCUGUAACACACUGUAAAAGCAUUCCAUAGUGCCCUAAAAGUUGUGCUGACUGGCAAAUAGACUUUCUGUUUUAAUUUAGCUUAAUUUUAGUGUAAUAACUUGUUGAUUUCUUUUAAGGAGUUUGUUAAAUGUCAAUUUGCUCAAGAAUCUAAGGGCAAAGAAAUUAAACCAAUGAAACUUGUGUCUCAGAUUUGCUUACCUUUAUGCACCAUAUCAUGCUUUCCGGAAAUGGUGAAAAGAAACCAAACAUUUUCAAAAUCUUUUAUUCUGUACGUUAUCUUUUUCUCUCAAAAUAAAUAAAUUGCAAGAUUUUCACACUGUAUGCAAAAUGUGCCAUCUGUUAUUUGUACUAAAAUAAAACCUGUGUA
Messenger RNA from Xyrauchen texanus (razorback sucker), 6021 nucleotides. RefSeq names its product pleckstrin homology domain containing, family G (with RhoGef domain) member 2 (gene plekhg2). The record is from RefSeq and is a predicted model, not a curated record. NCBI's taxonomy places the organism in Eukaryota, Metazoa, Chordata, Actinopteri, Cypriniformes, Catostomidae. The transcript has 5 exons. The coding region runs from base 11 to 4966 and encodes 1651 amino acids.